This is a messenger RNA of Mauremys reevesii (Reeves's turtle), 3927 nucleotides long. RefSeq names its product period circadian regulator 3 (gene PER3). The record is from RefSeq and is a predicted model, not a curated record. Gene Ontology annotation, molecular function: transcription corepressor binding; transcription cis-regulatory region binding. Gene Ontology annotation, cellular component: nucleus; cytoplasm. Gene Ontology annotation, biological process: entrainment of circadian clock by photoperiod; circadian regulation of gene expression; negative regulation of transcription by RNA polymerase II. Lineage: Eukaryota; Metazoa; Chordata; Testudines; Geoemydidae.
AUGGGAAAUGGUUCAUUUUUCCAAGCCAUGAAUGACUAUGGAGUAUUCCAGACAGAAACAUACAGCACUGAGGAGCUGGUAGCAGUUACAUCUGAACGCACCCCAAAAAACACAGACACAUUUGUGGCUAUAUUUUCCUUGCUUUCUGGGCAGAUGGUGCAUCUCUCUGAGCAAACGGCCUCCAUUCUGAAUUGUAAGAAGACAUUUCUGGACUCCUCCCAGUUUAUGGAGCUGCUGGCCCCUCAAGAUGUCAGUGUGUUCUAAACACACACUACCCAGUCCCACCUCCCACUCUGGAAUAUGGAAACUCAAGUGGUUUCUCUAUAUGAAUAUGCCCAAGUGAAAUCCUUUUUCUAAAGGAUCAGGCAAGGAGGUAAAGACCAAGAACAAUAAAUGCUUUAUUAUACCUUCUGGAUCACCCCAUACUUGGUCCACGUGUGCAGCUCUGGCCAUGUGGCAGCAGAAUCAUGCUGCCUAACUGUGGCUGAGAAAAUUCACUCUGGAUAUGAAGUGGUAUUAUGUUUGGAUUUCAGAGCAGUCCCUUUGUUGGGUUACCUUCCUCAGGAUUGGAUUGGAACAUCCAUCUUGAUAUAUUUGCACCCAGAAGAUCACCCCCUUAUGGUUGCCAUUCAUCAGAAGAUCCUGAAGUUUGCAGGCCAGCCUCCAUUUGAGCAGUUGCCUAUCAUUUGGGGCAGCUUUGUGAACCCCUGGAGCAGGAAAGUCGUGUUCAUCAUUGGCCGGCACAAAGUCCAAACAAGCCCUCUGAAUGAAGAUGUUUUUGCUGCAAGAAGCAAAGAGAUGAGCAGUGUCAAUGAAGAGAUUUGCAAGGACAAACGUACAAGCUUCUCUUGGAGCCAGUUCAUAGCAGUGAUUCUAGUGGUUAUGGAAGUCUUGGUAGCAAUGGGUCUUACGAACAUUGCAUCAGCAUAGCGUCCUCUAGUGACUCCAGUGGGAAUUGUGCUGAGGAAAUACAGCAGAACUAAUUACAUUGCAGCAGGUCUAUGCCAAUGUGAACCGAUUAAAGAAUCGGUCAACAGCUGCAUACUAAGUCACAGAGCAAACUGCAUAACAGAAAGGAUCCAGUCGUAAAUACUGUACUGCAGGGAGGCAAGCAGAACACUGCUUCAUGUAUUCUCCAGGCACUGAGAAGUAACAUCACUGAAGGCCCAGAUAGUUCAUCCUGUGAUGAUUCAAGGAAGAUACAUGUUCUAUCCUACCAGCAGAUCAGCUGUGUGGACAAUAUCAUCAGGAAAGUGAUGGAAUACAACCAUGAAGCUUUUAAUUCCUAUCCUAAUAAUCUGUGCAGUGGGGAAAUCCCCAAGGGCAGGACUAGUCUACAGAACUGAAUAGGGAAGGAUAUAAUUCCCUACCGCAGGGGCCAGGGCCCUGAGAGUGAAGCACUGGAUGUUUGUGCCAAUAUCACUAGCUUUAAAAUCCUGUUGCUUCUCUUAUCCUGCAUCCUUUGAAGGACACAAUAUUUGACUUCUGAAGUGGCAGGAAAUGAGAGAUUUCAUGAAUGAACUCUGCCUUGCCAAACUGUCAGAUGAGGACUAAUUUUUACUCUGUCCAGAAGAUUUAAGAUGGCUGCAUUGUACAUCCAACUGCUCAACAUCUGCGGCUCAGCAAAGCAAGUCGAGGGUGACUUCCAUAGAAAGCCUAAAAUCAAGCAACAGCAUGCAGGCAAAUUUCUCGAGGCUUGCGUGAAAAGAACUGUGAUUGGGACAUGCUGCAGUGCAGCGUGAAGAUCAAGGAGCUGAGGCAGGUGUACCAUAAGGCGAGGGAAGCAAACCAUCGCUCCCGUGCUGCACCUAAGACCUGCCACUUCUAUAAGGAGCUGGCCGCUAUUCUCAGUGACAACCUCACCACCACCUCCAAGAGCCCCGUGGAUAUUUCGACAGCCCUGGAGGUGGCGGAAAGAAGACCUAACCCGGAGGACGAAGUCAUUGAUGAAGAGGUGGAGUUAGAUGAUGUGGAGCUCCUGGCAGGUAUCUAGCCAGUCUCAGCAGUUGCUCUCUGGCAAUCAGAAGCAGGAGAGGAGACGCCUGGUAAGUGGCUGUGGUCUGUGUGGCGCAGAGGUGGGUUCAGGGUGUAGAACUAUACAUGUCUGGCUGUGUUUCUGUGUGCUGGAUAUUUCCCUGUGCAGCUAAUCAGUGCGGUGGAACGGGGUGUUGCUGCACACCAAGAUCUCACGGGAAUCCUCCAGAGAGAUCUCUAGGAAAGUUUCCUGGAGGUACUCAGCAAUCCUCUGCCAAAGGUUCCUUUGCAGAACUGCUUUGUUCCUUCCCCAUGGUAGGAAACUUGCGUGCACCAUCCGGCAAUCAUUUGUACAAGGAUCAAAGUGGCACACAGGCAAGCAGCAUAGGGACCAGGGCAGAAGCCACAAGCAUGUAGUAGAUGUAUCCUCGCUUCCCUGCUUACUCUCAGCAGUGAGAUAUCUGCUACGAUGAUCUCUGCCUGUGGAAAAGUGUGGGAGAAUUUUAGAAUUUUUUCCCCUAGUUGGCUGCACCGCAACCCUGGCAGAGUGCUCUUUUCCCCAUGUAGAGCGCCCCCUCCCCUAGCCAACACUCACCAGGCUUUGGGUGUUUGUCGAGAUGUGCGGUUGCCAAGAGUCAGUGAGAAAGUGAUUGUUUGGUUCUAAUAAAGGAAAAAGGGUCAUGGUAGCUUCUUGCAGCCUCUGCCCCAUAACAGGGAGGGCUGGCAGUGCUGUUCCCUUGCAUUCUCUCUGCCUCUAAAUGAGGAUUAGUAAAAAUGAAGAAUUUCCAAUUACAAGUAGCUUAGUGAAGCAAAGGGAGAGAGUGCCUCCUCUUUUGACAGCAAGCUGGGUGGGGAUGCAUGCUUUACUCAGUAAAUUGGACUAUGUUCCUCAUUAAUUUUUUGUUUUAACCUUUUUGAUCUGCAGUUUGUCGAGGUUUUGCUGUCCUUGAAGAUGAUGCACUGGAUCACUGUCUGCAGGAACAAGAGAGUAAGAGCUGGAAUCCACGGGCUGAUAGUGAUUGGAGUGGAAACCCUGCCUCCUUGAAAGGGAGGAGAUAAACAAGAGUAGGGACCGAACCAGGGUGAAGAAAGAAGGCUCGCCAGAGAUUAAGAGUGAAUCCGGCAUCCAAGUGUCUGUCACUUUCAAAACUGGAACUUAACUGCUUUUGAAAAUUUUAUCGUUUAUCUUGAGAGGAGAUUGCUAGAUAUAUGCAGAACCAGGAACUGAAAGCCCAGUGGAGAUCCCAUGAGACAAACCUGGAGACAGAGAACAGUGAUGAGGGGAGCAAAUUAUCUGAGCCAAGGAGAAGCAAGGACAAGAAGGGUUCCUCAUCAGCACUGGAUUGCUAAUGUACAUUUGGCAAAUUUGAAGAAAUUAUAUAAGGGGAAACAGGAACUCUGCCUGUAAACAAUGACUUGACAAAAAUUGGAGGAGUGAUGAUGAGGAUAGAUGACUGAUACAGAGCAAUCUGGACCACUUGGUAACUGUGCAAGCAAACAAUAUCUGCUUUAAUAUGAUUAAAGCUGCCCAGUCACACACUGUCCCAGUUGAUGGCCAUCGGACCUGCCUUUAUUCACCGACCAAAUGUCAGCCUGAAAAGCUAGGACACCAAAAAUCCAGGGACAAGAAGGAAGGUUGUAAGCAGCAGUGAAUCCUAAAGCCUUCACCUACAGCCUACUUCUUCUAGCAACAACAAAAUAUAUUUCUUCCCCAUAACUAAGAGGAGAAAAUAAUGGCUUGAAAAUAUUUUCCAGGAAGUAUUGAAGAAACUAAACUUGAAAAGAUGAGAACAAUAGCUUCACCUGUCUCUUGAAGACUGUCAUGUAGGGUUUAUAGUCUUUUUGGAGGAAAUCCAUUUUCAGGAAGGACAUGAAGGGGAGGACUGAAGCUUGCCUGACCAAGUCAAGGAGGGAGUUCCAGCUGCAGGAAGCUUCACAGGAAAGGGUGUGGAC